ACAAUCGCACACAUUCUGGGUCAUUUUAAAGAGACAGACCUGGAAAAAGGCGCUUGCUUCAAUUAGCGCUCCCUAAGACGGAUCCCCGGUGUGGACAUUUUUUUUAUUUUAUUUUUAAUUGACUUUCAUCACAGCCUCUUUGGAUUUGCCUCAAGUGUCUCUCUUUGCGCAUAGCGCCCUGGGAGUACACAUCUAUGAUCAAUCGAGACAUAUUCUGACUGGUGAAUGGGAAACAGAAACACGGAGCCAUCGUCACCUUCCCCCCCAUCUUGACACACACACACCCACACACACACACGUGCGCCUGCCCAUUGGUGAAAUUUGCGCACCCGACAGCGGAGCCGGUGUGUGCGCUCAGCCGGGCCGGGCACGCGUUGUCUGGGAGGAGCAGACGGGAUGGAGUCGUUUUUCACAGAGGGGGCCCGAGUUUGGGUCAAGGAGAAGGAGCAGCUGCUCCCAGCCACUGUCAACUCCUGUGGAGAUGGAACCCUGGUGGUCACAACGGACUAUGGAGAGGUGUUUUACCUACAGCAGGCCGAGGUCACCCGGGAGCGGGUGUAUGCGAUGCACCAGUCCAGUAUUGACGGGGUGGAGGACAUGUCAGCGCUGGCUGAGUUGCAUGAGGCUGCAAUCAUGCACAACCUUUACCAGCGCUACCAAAAGGAUAACAUUUACACUAAUAUUGGAAGUAUCCUGGCUGCUGUCAACCCAUAUAAACAGAUCCCAGGCCUGUACGACCUGGACAGAGUGGACUUGUACUCCAAGCACCAUCUGGGGGAACUCCCGCCGCACAUUUUUGCCGUGGCCAAUGAAUGUUACCGCUGCAUCUGGAAACGCCAUGACAGUCAGUGUGUCCUCAUAAGUGGUGAAUCAGGAGCGGGGAAGACGGAGAGCACCAAACUGCUGCUGCAGUUUCUGUCGGUGAUGAGCCAGAACUCAAUCGCUGCUCCUCAGUCGGAGAGAACUACGCACGUGGAGCAGGCCAUCGUUCAGAGCAGUCCAAUCAUGGAGGCUUUUGGGAACGCAAAGACCGUUUACAACAACAACUCCAGUCGCUUUGGGAAGUUCAUCCAGCUUCACUUCUCAGAGUGCGGAAACAUCCAAGGAGGCUGCGUCAUCGACUAUUUACUGGAAAAGAACCGUGUGGUACGACAAAAUCCAGGAGAGAGAAACUACCACAUCUUCUAUGCUCUGCUGGCAGGAGCCAGUAAAGAGGAUAAAAGUCUGUAUUUCCUGGAGGAUCCUGCUGAAUCUUUCCACUACCUCAGCCAAUCAGGAUGUCUGAAGGACAAGAGCCUGAAUGACAAAGAACUGUACAACAGUGUUAUGGAGGCACUGAAGGUUUUAGGGUUUACAGAGGAAGAAAUCAGAGACAUGUUCAAGCUGCUGUCGGGAGUCUUGCAGCUCGGCAACAUGGAGUUCAUGCUCGCAGGAGGGGCUCAGAUCACCACCAAGCAAGUGGUCAGUAACGCCAGUGAACUGUUGGGUCUGGACGCCUUCCAGCUCUCUGAAGUCCUGACUCAGCGAUCCAUAAUCCUCAGAGGAGAGGAAAUCUGUUCCCCUCUCACGAUUGAACAGGCCAUUGAUUCCAGGGACUCUGUUGCGAUGGCGCUGUAUUCCCAGUGUUUCUCCUGGAUCAUCCUCAAGAUUAAUCAGAAGAUCAAGGGAAAAGAAAAUUUCAAAUCCAUUGGUAUUCUUGAUAUCUUUGGCUUUGAAAAUUUCGAGGUGAAUCGGUUUGAGCAGUUUAACAUCAAUUACGCCAACGAGAAGCUCCAGGCAUACUUUAACAAGCACAUCUUCUCCCUGGAGCAGCUGGAGUACAACAGGGAAGGAGUUCAGUGGGAUGCCAUCGACUGGAUGGACAAUGCGGAGUGUCUCGACCUCAUAGAGAAGAAACUUGGCUUGUUGGCACUAGUGAACGAAGAGAGCCGAUUCCCCAAAGGAACAGACUUCACUCUGCUGGAGAAGUUGCACAGCAGACACUCUACAAACCCUUACUAUGUGAAGCCCAGAGUUGCAGAUCAUCAGUUUGGGAUCAAGCAUUAUGCCGGAGAGGUGCUGUAUGAUGUGAGAGGAAUCUUGGAGAAGAACAGAGACACAUUCAGGGACGACAUCCUGAACAUGCUCAAGGACAGCAGGUUGGACUUCAUCUACGACUUGUUUGAGAAGGUCGGCAGCAGAAACAAUGAGGAGAAGAUGGGGACAGCCAGACGUAAGCCCACAGUGAGCUCCCAGUUCAGGGACUCCCUCCAUGCUCUCAUGGCCACACUUAGUGCAUCCAAUCCGUUCUUCAUUCGCUGCAUUAAGCCCAACAUGGAAAAGAAUCCGAACGUGUUUGACCCAGAAAUCGUCCUGAACCAGCUAAGAUAUUCAGGGAUGCUGGAGACGGUGAAGAUCCGUCGCGCUGGGUUCCCCGUUCGCAGAACAUUCAAAGAUUUUUUCUCACGGUAUAAAAUCAUCAUAAAAGAUAAGGUGCCAGCAGCAGGGGAUGACAAGAAAAGAAGCACUGAUCUCUUAACUAAAUAUGAUAAAACUAAGAAGGAGUGGCAGCUGGGAAAGACCAAGGUGUUCAUGAAGGAGUCUUUGGAGCAGCGUUUGGAGAAAGACAGGGAUGAAAUCCGGCGUCAGGCUGCCAUGAUAAUCCGAGCCCAUCUACUCACUUUUUCUGCAAAGAAGCAUUUCAAACAGGUUCGCUCCAGCAUUGUUGUUCUGCAGAAGCACUUGCGGAGGCACAUCCAACGCAGACAGUUCGUCAAGAAGCGCAAGGCGGCGCUGGUGCUGCAGAAGCACAGGCGAGGGCAGGUGGCUCGCACCCGCGUUCGAAAACUCAAAGAGGAGAAGAAGAAGAGGGAAGAUGAGCAAAGGAAGAAGGAGGAGGAAGAGAAGAAGAAUACGGGCGGAGAGGAAGACGAAGAGGUUAAUGAAGACGAUCAGAAGGAUGAAGCUCGUCAAAUGGAGGAGAUCCUCCAGCUGGAGAGAGAGAUCGAGCGCCUGCAGAAAAAGCGAGAGGACGAGGUGUCGCAGCUGUGCGAGUCGUCCAAACAGGAGCUGCAGCUGCGUCGGGAUGCUGAGCUCAAGCGGAUGAAGAAGGAGGCAUCCCGGAAGGCAACAGAGCUCAUCGACCUCCUGAACUUUGGGGGUGUGGAUCCCUCCGCGGAAGCAGUCGGAGCCAAGCCUGUGGCGGAGGUGAAAACCGCAAAAGGGGCGAGCACAGCCGGAGGGGCCUCGAAAGAGGAGGAUGUAGACGAAGGCUUCCAUGCAGAGGAAGAGUGCAUCCCCCUGCCAGACUUCCCACCUCCCGCUGAGUCCGACGCUCCCAUAGAUCAGGACAUAUUUGUGCAUCUCCCUCCUCCUCCACCUGCUUUUGCAGAGGGAACCGUUCCCCCCGCGCCUCCUCCACUUCCAGUAGACGGCGUCCCCGCCACUGGAAUUCCUCCACCUCCUCCGCUCCCUCCACUUGGAGACGGGGCUCCCGUUCCUCCUCCUCCGGCAGAGGGAGAGAAAAACGAGGAAACAAAAACAGACUUGGAGAGGAAAGUGAGCAUGGUGGAGAGCCUGGUGGAUGGAGAGGAGCCCAUCUACAGCAUGCCGGCCGACACGGAGUCGGACUACGACCAGGAAGACGAGGAGGGGUCUGUCAAUGCCGGGGACGACAGCUCGGUGUCUGGAAGCAACCGCGGGAGCGCUACCGUGACGGACGAGGAGCACCCGAGGAAGUCCACCUGCACCAACACCAGCGUGGAGUCCUACAGAGGCAGCUCUGACUCUUACGCAGACAGCGAAGAUGAACACGAUGGCAUGGUGGACACUGAUGAAGAGGUGACGAACGGACGCGUGACUUUGCUCAACGGAAAUGGGCCACCAUAUUUCCAUGGUUACCUCUACAUGAAAGCUGGUCUGAUGAUCCCGUGGAAGCGGCGCUGGUGUGUGUUAAAAGACGAGACGUUCAUGUGGUUCCGGUCCAAGCAGGAGUCCUUGAAGUCCGGGUGGCUCUACAAGAAGGGAGGAGGACUGUCCACUCUUUCCCGGAGGUUAAACUGGAAGAUGCGCUGGUUUGUGCUGCGAGACAGCAAACUGAUGUACUACGAGAAUGACAGCGAGGAAAAGCUGAAAGGAACCAUCGACAUAAGGGCGGCCAAGGAGAUCGUGGACAAUCAUGAAAAAGAGAACGCUCUGAACAUCGUGACAGACGAGAGGACGUACCAAGUGUUUGCUGAGUCGCCAGAAGAUGCAAGUGGGUGGUUUAAUGUGCUUAGCAAGGUGAGAGUGUGCACUCCUGAACAGCUGCUGGACAUGUCCCAUGAGCAGGCCAAUCCUAAAAAUGCUGUUGGAACUCUUGAUGUAGGGCUUAUCGACUCUGUUUGUGCAUCAGACAACCCCGAUCGCCCAAAUUCGUUUGUCAUCAUUACGGCAAACCGGGUGAUCCACUGCAACAGUGACACACCCGAGGAGAUGCAUCACUGGAUCAGUCUGCUGCAGAAACCCAAGGGAGAUGCCAGGAUAGAUGGACAGGAGUUCCUUGUCAGAGGUUGGCUCCACAAGGAGAUGAAGACGAACGCUAAGAGCACCUCCCUGAAGCUGAAGAAACGGUGGUUUGUUUUGACCCACAACUCUCUGGAUUACUACAAGAGUGCAGAGAAAAACUCAUCCAAGAUGGGGACUCUGGUCCUCAACUCCCUCUGCUCCGUCAUCCAGCCGGAUGAGCGGGUCCACAAGGAGACUGGCUACUGGAACAUCAUUGUGUAUGGAAGGAAGCAUUGCUAUCGCCUAUAUACCAAAAUGCUGAACGAGGCCAUGAGAUGGACGGCUGCAAUCCUGGGAGUCAUCGAAAGCAAAACUCCAAUCGAAACCCCAACUCUGCAGCUCAUCAGAGACAUCAAGGAGAACAGUGUGAAUGCAGAAAUAGUGGAGCAGAUGUACAGGAGGAACCCUAUCCUGAGAUACACACAGCAUCCGCUGCACUCUCCUCUGCUGCCGCUGCCUUACGGAGAGGUCACCAGCUUACAUCGGCAGCAGGGCUACGCCAGUCUGCAGGACGAGGCGGUGAGAGUUUUCAAUUCGCUGCAGGAGAUGGAGACGCUGGCAGACACGGUGCCCAUCAUUCAGGGCAUCCUGCAGACCUGCCAAGAUCUGCGCCCUCUCAGGGAUGAGGUUUAUUGUCAGGUGAUCAAGCAGACCAAUCAUGUGCCUCAACCAAACAGCCCAGCCAAUCUGGCACACUGGCACCUGCUCACCUGCAUGAGCUGCACUUUCCUGCCCAGUCGAGCCAUCCUCAGAUACCUCCGCUUCCACCUUAAAAGGGUACGGGAGCGUUAUCCCGGCACCGAGAUCGAGCGCUAUGCCAGCUUCAUCGGAGAAUCCCUGAAGAAGACCAAGACUCGUGAGUUUGUUCCAUCUCAGGAGGAGAUCGCCGCCCUGCUGCUCAGGCAGGAGAUGAGCACCACUGUGUACUGCCACGGAGGAGGCUCCUGCAAGAUCUCCAUUAACUCGCACACCACAGCUGGAGAGGUUGUUGAGAAGCUCAUCAGAGGUCUGGCCAUGGAGGACAGUAAGAACCUGUUUUCUCUAUUCGAACACAACUCUUUCACAGACAGAGCGCUGGAGAGCAGAGUGAUUGUGGCGGACGUUCUGGCCAAGUUUGAGAGACUGGCAGGCAGUGAAGAGGAUGAGGAGGAGGGAGAGUGGAAACUGUACUUCAAGCUGUACUGCUUCCUGGAUGUAGAGAGCAUGCCCAAGGAGGGUGUGGAGUUUGCAUUCAUGUUUGAACAGGCUCACGAAUCAUUAAUUAGCGGCCACUUCCCUGCCUCGGAGGAGACUUUGCAGCACCUGGCUGCUUUACGUCUCCAGUAUCUCCAUGGCGACGGGGCAGGUCGGGCUGGAUGGAGCCUGGGAAGCGUCUAUCCGAUCGGACGCCUUCGGAAUCGCAUCUUGCAGUCCACCAAACCGGGCGUGGGAGCGGCAGGCGGAGCUGGGUCGAGAGGCAGCGGAGGAAUCGGAGACGUGAUCGGGGCCGUUGGAGGACAGGGCGGGACCGGGGCCAGCACGGAGAAACGAAAGACUCCCACCUUCAGGGAUUCCUCCCUCAGGAAAAGCAAAACGGGUUCCCUGAAGAAGCAGAAGGUGGAAGGGGAGCAGAGGCUGGAGAUGUGGGUGAAGGAGGAGACAUCUGCAACACGCACCAGCAUCCUGGAGAAGUGGACCCGUCUGCAGGGCAUGCCACAGCACCAGGCCAUGCUCAAGUACAUGAGCAUCAUCAAGGAGUGGCCCGGAUACGGCUCCACUCUCUUCGACGUGGAGUGUAAAGAAGGAGGGUUCCCUCAUGAUCUGUGGCUGGGUGUGAGUGUCGACAAUGUUUCUGUGUAUAAGCGAGGUGAACCGAAACCACUGGAGACGUUCCAGUACGAGCACAUAACGUUCUUUGGAGCUUCACAGCCCUGCACCUAUAAGAUCAUCGUGGAUGAGAGGGAGAUGUACUUCGAGACUCCACAGGUUGGAGAGGUCACCAAGAUCAUGAAGGCCUACAUCAACAUGAUGGUGAAGAAGCGUUGCAGCAUCAUGUCCGUGACGAGCGUGGCCAGUUCCUGGGCCAGGUGAUCAUCAAGCCACUCCUCGGUUUGUCCAUCCAGCAGCAGCAGGCUCCUUCUUUGGCCUUCUUUUAGUGUUUGGGUCUUGUUGAAGGCAGUUGCAGCAGCCAGCAAAUCCGACAGGUUGAGUUAACUUAAAUGAAUUUGGGAGACAUGGAAAAUGGAACCUGUUUCCUACUUGAGAUUAAAACGAGCAUGGCAGACAAAAUAACCAGUGGUUUUGGACUUUCACCUAAAACAUACACCACCCCAGCUGUAAUAAUGCAUGUAGAUGUUCAAGCACAUCACACACUGCUCUGUUGUUCCCUUUUCAGGCAAAAAAAAGAGGGAAAAAGAACAAUAACAAGCACAAAUUAGCCACCCAGUUUUGGUCUCUCCGUUCUCUCUGUGCACUGCCAAACAAGAAGUAAACCACACCCUUUCUUUCUUUGACUCGCAUUCCUCCGAUUUUUAAUCUCUCUCUCUCUUUCUUUUUAUGUUUCUUUAUUCUUAUGGCAUCUUUUUUCUGUUGUCUACGGUUUUACUCUUCUUCUUCUUCUUGCUUGCUUUUUUGGUGUUGUUUCCAGUCGUUUAUCUUUAACGUCAGCAGUGUUACCUUUGAGUGAAAGAACUGAAAAAAAUUAUUAUUCUUCUGGGAGUCCCACGCCUCCCUGUCCCACAUUGUGUUCGCCCGCGUGCUCACUCGUUAGUGCCACCAUGUGGCCACGAGGAAAACACAGCAACAGGAAGUGUUUGUGAGUCUCAUGAAAAGAUUCAAGGUGGUUCUGUGGAAGCUUACCUGACUUUAGGUGUCAGUGCAGAGUUUAUGUACAUUUGGCUCUGCAAAAAGACUAAUAUCUAUUUAUGUGAAGAUAUAACACAACCUGCAUAGACCUGUAUAGUCCCACUAUGUACACACAAAUGAAACAAAUGUAUCAUUUUGUAUAAAUCACACACAUACUGCAAAGUGGAUUUGAUUUUCCAUUUGGUGGCUACUGCACUGUAAAGCCUAGAGAUGCCAUACCUAACACAAUGUGAUGCCUGUCAUGUAAAAUACAUGCAGAAAAAUGUACGUUAAGAGUGACCACUGUAUGUCUGAGGAGUAUGAUGCCUAUGAUGUGCACCAUUCACUGGCUGUGACUCACUGAAAAGUAAAAAUGAGCGGAAACACGGGCUAUGCUGCGUCUGGCUGCUAUCCAGGUUCAUGUCUUCAGUUAUUGACAAGUCUACCGUUGUUGUCGUUUGCAGGAGUCACUCUCCUACUUUACCUUGAGCCAUAAAAUACUCUAUGGUCUUAUCUGCUUAAUCAGAUGUUUUUCUUUCUAUUUUUUGUUUUUAACUGAGGAGCUCAGGACACAUGCAUCAAUAAGUGAGUAAAUUAGAAUACUGUCAAAAGGAUUUUGUUUUUGCUAUCAUGCUUUGCAGCUUAGAAAAACUUGACAAAUUCAGUUUCUCACUUGCUCACCUUUUUUCCUUCCACUCAACUUUUCAUUAGUAUGAAGUGAAAAGCACUUUGUGAAGAGCCAGCUUCUUCAGCAAUGCUCCUGUAUGACUUACCACAAAAUUAAUCAUGACAGUGUAAGUCAUCAUCACAUAACAUUCCUGUGUUAAAAUUUGUUUUUACUGGUCUUAUGUAAUAUUCAAAUUACUGAGAAACUGAAUUUUAAGCCGUCACAAUUUCCACUUGAAAUAUAUCUUUGUGUGAUAAAUUUCUAUACAUGAUUUCCACUAAUUGAAUUUAAUUAAUCCACUAACUUAUCUUUUUGCUGAUAUUCUAAUUUAUUAAAAAUGCAUGUGUGCAAGCUCCAAUUUGUGUUUCCACUCUGAACAUUUCAACUUGACACUUUUUUGUCAAUAUAAUAUUAUUAUUAUUGUAUAAGCCCUCUAUAUUAUCUGUCCUUAAAUGUGAUAUCUGGAUUGCUGCUGUGUGGGUGAGUGUUAAAGCAGACUGCUGGGAAAUGGAAAAGACAAAAGAGAAGGUGUUGUAAUGAGUGUAUUCUUUAAAAAUAAGAUGUAUUUAUAUGACCACUUUUUUUUGCAAGGAAUGGUGUUGUAAUUGUGAGUUUGCAUAAGGGGAAAAAAAAGCAUGGGAUCGUAAUGGGAAGGUAUGGAGCUUAUUUAUUACUCUAUGUAUUGUAUGUAUUUCAAUGUCUAUUUGGAGGGAACUGUAAACAUCCUGAGUCUUUAGAAUAUUACCAGUAAGAGUUACCAGUGUUGGUUUCUGGUUUCCAGGGAGGAUUUAUAUUCACCAGUUUUACAUGACUUUUGAUUGGCUUUGGAGGUGACAGAAGAAAGGGUUUGCCUAGGGAGCUAUUCAUGCAAAAAAACCCCGCCAUGGAGCGCAGCAGGUGAGCCGAACAUGUUGCAUACUCGUGCUUUUGUGCUAAGAAGUUGUGGAACGGGUCUGUUAAGUGAACUACAGCUAGGUGGCAGCAUCACUGACUUGUAUGAACUCCAAAGAGCUAAAACAAAGAAAUUUUUCUAUUGCUAAAACAUGGUGAAACUGUUUGGUGCAUUUUAUUUAAAACAUAUUUUACUCAACGUUCAGGGGCAAUGAGAAUUUUGACUCCAAAUGCAUUUAAUUUUUGGGGCUUUUCACACAAGCUAUUGGCAGAUUAGAAGAUGAAGAAAUUGGAUAUAUUUGUUUUCUCAAGUGUAACAAUGACCAGUGUUGUUACAAAGAUGGAAAACAGUAACAUAGGAAAUUUAAGACUUCUAAUCAUACCCAGUUAGAACACCCACAAAGAUGUUUUUCUGUUUUGUUGAAUAAUAUAAUCAACACUAAAAUAGGCAGUUUUAAAUGUGGCAUUAAAUUAUCUGGAAAAAAAAACUUCCUCUAAGAACCAGAUAUAAUUAUAAUAAUAGUCAGAAUCUUCUCACUAGUUUCAAGUGACUCAGGCUAAAAUAUGCUCAAAAGUGUGAUCAUUUCAUAAGCCAUAAUUACAGAGCAACCUGGAGGGGGAUCUGUGUUGCUCGCAUUGCUGGUUUAGUGUGAAAAAUUCACCCUGCAGCUUCUGAAAUAAGAUCAGCUUGUGGAAAAAAAAUGGAAUUUGAAAUUAAAAGUCGACAGUAUCUGAUCACAAAUCUAUCUUCAAGGGCAACUUCAUCAAGGGCUCCUGUUAUCAGCCGCAGGCGGCCAGAGCUGAGCCGCUUGUUAUCAUCGUUACAUAGUGAAUCAUUGUGCUUGUUGGGG
Molecule: messenger RNA, 9756 nt
Organism: Xiphophorus couchianus (Monterrey platyfish)
Lineage: Eukaryota; Metazoa; Chordata; Actinopteri; Cyprinodontiformes; Poeciliidae
Gene: myo10l1
Product: myosin X, like 1
Exons: 43
Coding region: 397-6594 (2065 amino acids)
Biological process (GO): axon extension; signal transduction
Cellular component (GO): axonal growth cone; cytoskeleton; myosin complex
Molecular function (GO): cytoskeletal motor activity; ATP binding; protein binding
Source: RefSeq, a predicted model, not a curated record